AUGCAGUGGAGUGACUGUAUCGUUGUUGGUGAUAGUGGUGUAGGUAAAACAAGUCUGCUGUUAAAAUACUCAAAAAAUGAUCAAUAUUCAUUAUGUAGUGAAUAUAUACCUCCUUCGAUUGAAACUUGUGUAGUAACUGUUAUGGUUGAUGAAAAACCAUUACACCUUGGUUUAUGGGAUACAACUGAAGAAACAGAUUACCAUAGCUUCAAACGACUUGUGUAUAUAAAAACCGAUGUAUUGCUUAUUUGUUUUUCACUUGUUGAUCCAGCAAGUUUUGAAAAUGUUAAAGCUAAAUGGUAUCCAGAAGUACGUCAUCAUUGUCCAGCAACACCAAUAAUACUUGUUGGUACAAAACUCGAUUUACGUGAAGAUAAAGAAACUAUUGAAAAAUUAAAAGAUAAAAAACUUGCACCAAUAACUUAUCCACAGGGUCUUGCAAUGGCUAAAGAAAUUGGAGCAGUCAAAUAUAUGGAAUGUUCAGCAUUCACAGAACAAGGCCUGGAAGCUAUUUUCGAAAAAGCAGUACGUGUAAGCUUAGCUGAGAGAAAGAUUCGCACUUGUUGCCUUUUGUAA
Aphidius gifuensis is the source of this 576-nucleotide messenger RNA. Its product is annotated as ras-related protein Rac1-like. Gene Ontology annotation, molecular function: GTPase activity; GTP binding. Bases 1 to 576 code for a protein of 191 amino acids. The record is from RefSeq and is a predicted model, not a curated record. Lineage: Eukaryota; Metazoa; Arthropoda; Insecta; Hymenoptera; Braconidae. The transcript has 3 exons. Gene Ontology annotation, biological process: small GTPase-mediated signal transduction.